AUGGGUAACCCGUCACGUGAGUGCCCGUCUGGCUGUCGGCAGGAAGAAGAAGAAAUGGCCGCUGUCGACACUUCGCAGGCUUCGCGGUCGAGUUUAUCUGAUCACAGACGGGUCAGCAGAAAAGUGUGGAACGCGGCGAAGUGCACGACAUGCGCCAUCGUCGUACCGGUGGCCGUUCUCACCAUCGUCUUAUUAGCCUUUCCGGUGCGUCGCAGGGCGGUACUCGGCAGGCUUCGGGGUCACAUGCUGUCCUGGGACGCAGAUUUGCCCGUUCGUCCGAUUCAUUACGACCUACAAAUCAAGCCGAAUUUCCAUAACGAAUAUUUUACCGGUGAAGUGAACCUCGUGGUGCAGUGCAUACGCGACACGUCUUUGAUCACCAUGCACUCAAGUGACUUGCUCAUCAAGAAGGCCGUCCUGCGCGAUGACAGCGGAAACGAAAUCCACGUCGCCUUCUUUGCAGACGAGGACAACGAACUGCUCGAUUUGAGGCUGGCCUAUAGAAGGCUGCUGUCCGGAAGCCACUACAACCUCACCAUCAGCUUCAGCGGUACCAUGAAGAAGGAAGGAGAAAAUAGUUUGCUUCUGAUUGACAGCUACCCGGACGCCGGCAACUCGUCCAAGAUCGUGAAAGCGUGGACGUUCGCCAAGCUUAGAAGCGCUCGCCAGCUGUUUCCAUGCUUUGAUUUGUCCAGCCAAAGGGCCACUUUUGAUGUACGUGUGGUUAGGCCAAAGUCGUUCGUUGCCAUCUCUUCGGCAGACGAAAGCAGUUGCAGCGCCGAGGGCAUUAGCGACCGGGUGCUGUGCGCCUUCCGGAGAACCACCAGAAUCUCGCCGGACCAACUGGCGCUGGUCGUGACCAACCUUAGCAGCGUCACUCAAGGCAGGGUAACCCUCUGGUCUCCGGGACUGUCAAACCUGGCGGAACUUGCCGAUAGAAUCGUGACCGUCUCUGAAAAAGAAAUGGAAUUCGUAUUUCCGUGCAAGGAGCUUCACAUCGUCGCUGUCACAACUGUGGGCAAGCUUGUGUCAUCCAAGUGGUGCGUAGUGAUUGUCGAGGCGAGGAAGCGGGUCUGCUCGUUGACUGCAGGGUUUAUGAAAAAGAAAUUCAACUGCGUCGUUUCGCUUGUAAGCCAAGUACUGUUCAUGUGGAUGGACGCCGUCGUCGUUUUCCCGGACGAUGGCUAUCGCUGGUUCAGUGUCACAUUCUCCGUAUACUACAGCUUCAGAGUCCUGCGAGUUCUCUUUCCGACGUGGGGCAUCGAUGAGCUCGUCGCUCUCCGUGUGAUCACCUCUAAGAGUGCCUACAGGGAGCCGCAACCCCCGCUCAAGAAAGAACUCGUUCUUCAACAGCUGCCGGAGUACGUGAGCGCGAUUGUCUGGAAGUCCGUAGGAGUCCUGCGCAUGUUCGAAAACGUGAUCACGUCCGCCAAUUUUAUCAGAGGUGUCACCCGAAUGCUAAAAACCUUCCAGUAUAAGACGGCGAGCAGCAAGGACAUAUUGAAGACUCUCGAUCCAACCUGUGGACUGUUUAAAAACAUGUCGACGUGGCUUUCAGAUCCAGCCUACCCGCUUGUUACAGCGCGUCGCACCCAUGCGACGUCUCUGGCAGUGCAGCAGGAGACAUUCCGGGACGUGUCCCGUUUCUCUUACCCUUCUCGCCACGCCUUCCCCAUGAUGGUGACUGUUCAGAGGGGCGGUAAGCAGGAGCCCAGUUUUGUAGCCUGGAUGACUAAUAUGUCUCAGAUGCUCGAGGUUCCCGCCACCUCUCCGAAGGACUGGAUCCUUGUUAACGGCGACGGUAUCGGCUACUUCCGCGUCUUGUACACUCCGCUGGACAUGUCGCUCAUCACAGAGCAGCUCAACAAGGACCACAGCGCGUUCACGCCUGUUCAGAGAGCCGUCUUCAUCGAUGAUUUCUUCUACGCGGCGUUGAGUGGGCGCAUUUCGUCGAACCAGUUUGCCGAGGCUAUUAAGUACUUGCCGUCGGAAGACGCCUGGCUGCCUCUGAUGGCGUACCUAGAGCUGGCCGAUAAUAUUCCUUACCAGUGGCUGGGCGCUUGGAAGGCUGGAGGCGUGCUCGAUUGGAGGGUCUUUAACGUGAAGUUUUGCUCUCAGGUAUUGGCCGGAAACACGAGACCACAGCGAGAAUCCGCGAGAGUUCUCUUGCACGAAUCUCUUCUCACGCACUGCUGCGCCUACCUCAGGUACGCGUGUCGACCGCGGCCGUAAGUCGGCAGAGCACUGGCGUGUUCGCGUGACGUCACUGCGAAGAAACUUGCGACAGUUGGUUACAAAUGAAAAGUCGCAAGGCAGCCACUGAAGUUGAUGCUACAGGGUCAGAUUUGGUAUGUGGAAAUAGCUCUCCGGAGAGCCGCUGUCAUAUAUGUAUUUGAAAAUAAGAUUUGGAAUUGUCCAUUUUAUAGGUAAAGCUGUUAUGAGUGGAUUUGCAGAUUAUUUACUUUUAUACUGAGCAAAACAUUACCGUUCAGUGCAUAUUUAAGAACCAUAGAGGUGAAGAUGGCCUAAGAUGGGACAGGGUGAGAACGAAAUCGCCAUUUAUAAAUUAUAAUGCACGCGUGCUCUAAGGCAGAUGGUUUUGCAUAUAUCACGUACCGCUCUAUAGAUUAAGUCGUUCGCGCCGGCAUGCAGCAGUUCUAAGGUCGUUAAAUCUCUAUUUUAAUCGGAAUACCCACAGGCAUUAAGUUUCCGUGUGGCCGACUGCCUCUAAGCGCGUGCUUUCCAAGUUAAGUGGAGCAAUCGCCAAGGUGGGAUUCUCUCUGGGGUACCCAACAGCUAUAUAAGACCGAAACGAGAUGGUAAAAGUUAAUUUCAAGAGUAGUGCCUCACUGUUCAAAACCAGAUCGGGGUGCCUGAAAACACGGCGUUAUAGGAGACAAUUUUCCGAUCACUAUCUAUGCAUGCGUAGCGUGCGGAAAUAGCGCAGAAACUUUUGGGUGCGUUUUGUUAGCAUGCCGCAGUAUGCACCCAGAGGUAAAUGAGCGCGUAGUUAAGCUGACCGGCGAGGCCUUAAAUUUUUGAGACAAUGGAGGAAAGAAGAGAUCAUCUACGGCGGGAGAACAGUGAAGAAUGGCUGGAAGAUAAGUGGUGUAAAGAGGGCGGGUAUAGGAAAACGUUUAGACAAUAAAAAACGUACGUUACUUUUAUAUAGAGCAAUAGAAUACAUUUAAGGUCAGAUGGUUUGUUAGCACGAACCACGGAUUGUAAGGGUAGGGAAUAGAUGCAGAAGGAACGUGAAAAUGGCAAGCUUGGUGGUACCAGCCACUAUCUAGUC
This is a messenger RNA of Dermacentor silvarum, 3295 nucleotides long. Its product is annotated as thyrotropin-releasing hormone-degrading ectoenzyme. The record is from RefSeq and is a predicted model, not a curated record. Gene Ontology annotation, cellular component: cytoplasm. Gene Ontology annotation, biological process: proteolysis; peptide catabolic process. NCBI's taxonomy places the organism in Eukaryota, Metazoa, Arthropoda, Arachnida, Ixodida, Ixodidae. The transcript has a single exon. Bases 1 to 2232 code for a protein of 743 amino acids. Gene Ontology annotation, molecular function: metalloaminopeptidase activity; peptide binding; zinc ion binding.